AUGGCACGGUCGGCGCACGACGAGGUGACCGACUCCGGGGCCUUCGACCCGUCGCCGUCCACCUUCCGGAGCUUCGUGUCCAGGGACAGAUCCGCCCGGUUCCCCGCCGCGCCGGGGAGGUACCACCUCUACGUCUCCUACUCUUGCCCCUGGGCGUGCCGGUGCCUCGCCUACCUCAAGCUCAAGGGCCUCUACCACGUCAUCGGAUUCACGUCGGUCAAGCCCAUCUUUGAGAGGACCAAGGAGACCGACGACCACAUGGGUCAUGGGGUUCUGUGGGACAAGCGGCUCAAGACCAUCGUCAACAACGAGAGCUCCGAGAUCAUCCGGAUGCUCAACACAGAGUUCAACGAGUUCGCCGAGAAUCCUGGCCUGGAUCUGUACCCUGCUCAUUUACAGUCCUCCAUUGAUGAGAUCAAUGAGUUGGUGUAUGAGGCGAUAAACAUCGGCGUCUACAAAUGUGGCUUUGCAAAGCAGCAGGGGCCAUACGAUGAGGCUGUCAUCAAACUGUAUGAGGCUCUGGACAAAUGUGAGGAUAUUCUAAGCAGGCAACGCUUUCUAUGCGGCAAUCAACUUACAGAGGCAGAUGUUCGCUUGUUUACAACUCUUAUAAGAUUUGAUGAGGUUUACUCUGUUUACUUCAAAUGCAACAAGAAGCUUAUAAGGGAAUAUCCAAAUCUGUUCAAUUACACCAAGGACAUAUACCAAAUUUCUGGCAUUAGCAGCACGGUUAACAUGGAGCACAUUCGGAAGAGCUACUAUGGAGGUUAUUCGCCCAUAAAUCCAAACGGGAUUAUCCCUGUGGGCCCAAACAUCGAUUAUAAUGCUCCGCAUGAUAGAGAGAAGUUCAAGGCUUAG
Miscanthus lutarioriparius is the source of this 858-nucleotide messenger RNA. NCBI's taxonomy places the organism in Eukaryota, Viridiplantae, Streptophyta, Magnoliopsida, Poales, Poaceae. The record is from the annotation of a GenBank genome assembly.